Messenger RNA from Phymastichus coffea, 3120 nucleotides. RefSeq names its product BTB/POZ domain-containing protein Tiwaz (gene twz). The transcript has 5 exons. Gene Ontology annotation, molecular function: protein binding. Gene Ontology annotation, biological process: protein homooligomerization. The coding region runs from base 302 to 1288 and encodes 328 amino acids. The record is from RefSeq and is a predicted model, not a curated record. NCBI's taxonomy places the organism in Eukaryota, Metazoa, Arthropoda, Insecta, Hymenoptera, Eulophidae.
UACACGGCGCGAAUAUCCGGACAGCGAAAAAAAACCAGUUCUUUCAAUAUAACAGUUUUCAUACGCUUUUGAUAAAGGGAAAAACAGAGUUGUUAAACAUCCACCUGUAACGCGAAUUAGUGAAUACCCUCGUCCUCGUGGAGCUCUGCAUGCCGUUGAGUGCGCGUGAGUGCCUCCGAUAUCCAGCGAUAACAACGACGACGACAACACGGCCGUCAACCUGGAACCCACGUGUCACAAACGGCGGAAAUGUGAGGCCGACGGGAAGGACGCGAAAGCAGAGCUGACGGCACAACGCAAUAUGUUCCCUAGCGCUCAAAUUAAAAUGAGUAUUUCCAUCAGAUUGAUGUCGCCAAGCAGUUCGCCGGCCACGUCACCCACGAUGUCGAACUCGUCGUCGCCAACACCGCCAACACCAGCCGCCAUUUCGGCUUACAGCCAAAAGAUGACGGGUAUCCCAUGCGUAGCAGCCGCGUCUCGUUACACUGCACCUGUGCACAUCGACGUCGGUGGAACUAUCUACACAUCUUCCCUCGAAACUCUCACCAAGUAUCCAGAUUCGAGGCUAGCAAAGUUAUUCAACGGCAGUAUUCCAAUAGUGUUGGACUCGCUAAAACAGCACUACUUCAUCGACAGGGACGGUGGAAUGUUCCGACACAUACUAAAUUUCAUGCGGAACUCGCGACUACUGAUACCUGACAAUUUCGCCGAUCUUGAUCUGUUACUGGAGGAAGCUCGAUACUUCGACAUUGCUCCGAUGAUCCGACAAUUAGAACAAAUGAAGAAAGAGCGCAUAAAGAACGGUGGCAGUCCAUUAUCGAGCACGCCAAGCCCACCACCAGAUCAGCAGACGUCACUGAAUCGACGCGACGCAACAGGAAGCAGCGCGAGUGGUAUAAGCAACAAUAUCGGUCGCUCGACGCCAACCAAUUCUCAACAGGACACCAAACUCCGAGCCGAGACUUACGAAUGCGUUGCGCUGCACGUGAGUCCGGAUCUCGGCGAACGCGUUAUGCUGUCGGGUGGUCGGACGCUCCUCGAUGAGGUUUUUCCGGAAACCACGCAGGCUGUGCUCGAAGCAAGAUCCGGCGUCGCUUGGCACCAACAAGAUGCACGCCAUGUCAUUAGAUUUCCAUUGAAUGGUUACUGUAAAUUGAAUAGUGUUCAGGCCAUCACGAGGUUACUAAAUGCUGGUUUCAGGGUUGUUGCGAGUAACGGCGGUGGUGUCGAGGGCCAACAAUUUUCCGAGUAUUUGUUUGUUAGGCAAUCUUCGGGCAACAAUACCUGACGGAGCGAGGUCUUUAAUCGGUAUUGCAAACAACGAAAAAUCGAUGAUGUGCUCAGGAUUAGACGAAACAAGGACGAGUGAAUAAAUUAUUUUCAUUUUGUGAUAGCUUUCUGAUUUUUUCUCUACACAGAGCUUGUUGCAGUAACUGAUUGUUUCAAAAGAAAAAUUGAACAGCAAGACGAAAAUAUAAGAAUUGAAUUUAGGAUGACAAUAUUAUACACAUCAAUUUCACGUGUAGAUUCGUCGUUCAUCAAAUGAAUAUAACGUCGUUUCAAACGAGGAGAACGAAAUUGUAAUAUAUUGAUUGACUUUCGAUUCGACUAAGUUUGAUUUGAUUGAAAGUCUGCGCUGGAAUUCUCGAGGGAAAAACGGAUAAUAUUAUAUAUAGUACAUUUCCAAACAUCGCUUCACCUUCAUACCCAGUGCGUAUUUACCACUAGAUAUUAUUUAUUUUAUUCUAUUCUAUUUUUUGCACUUUAUAUUAUAUUUUAUUAUAUGAAAGCUUCAAUAUCAUUCUUUCCUACGCCUUUCCUUCAUAGUUGACAAUGUUAAUUUGUGUUAAGUGUUUUCUUUCGAGUUGAUUUUGCGACUGUUUUACGUGAUACUCGUCAUUUUUACUUACUACAGACGUUAUCAUAUGUACAAUAUGUCAUGUAAAUGAGGAAUUAAAUUAGCUUAUAAAUAUAACACCAUUUUUGUAAUAUUUGCUAACUUGAUCUACAUAAAGUAUAUAUGUAAAUUUAGCUUCAUAGUUGUACGUGGUGCUCGGCGCAAAUUUUUGUUAAAACUAUCAAACAUACGUUGGAUGAAAAAUUUGAUUCGAACAAUACGGUCAAUAAUUAAUGAAGCUUGUGUAUGAAAUUACUGUAUUAUUAUCAAUGUAUGAAGUUACUCUUUGGAAGCGCACUAUAUACUUAUGUAAAUAUUCAAUAAUUAAGAGGUUUCUAAGUUUCGAUCAAAAGAAAAUUCAAAACAACGAAAUAAAUUAUUCAUUGUUAUCUCCAAAAUAUAAAAUAAUAAAAUCUUGAUCUCAUGCAGGCUUGCUCCGUAAAACAUUACAACAGAGCAUAGAUAUUAAAUAACUUUAUUGGUCUUUGUAUUGAAAAAAAUGCAUUUGUUUUAUACAUAUACUAUAAAAAGAGGAAAAAAUAUAGCUUUAAGCGUAAUUUUAAUGAUUAAGUGGAAAGGUAUAAAUAAGUAUAAUAUAAACGACAAAUCCUGAAAGAUAUACAUUGUAAUUAUGAUAAAGAUUUAUCGUAAUAAAAGGAAAUUUCGUUUAUAGCUGUACAUGUGCGAACGUCCUCUUUUUUUGUUUUUUGCCGUUUCUUCGCAAAUUGCAGAUGGAUUUGCGAUUUCUAAUAAAUAUAGAUAGAGUCAAAGAUGACGUUGAGAAAAAUAGUAUCAUAACGAAUAACCCGCCGAACUUCUAAGUAUUGGUCCAAAAGCUGUCCAUUGGCUGCAUUGCUAAAAACAAUUCAAAAUCCAUUGCAUCCACAAAACUCGAGAGAAAGCGAAAAGAAAAAGAAGAAAAGAGAAAGAAGAGAGAGACAGAGAGAAUCCAAGCAGCCCUGAGGCUAGAACAUUAGCACAAGCAGCGAGGGAAUAAAGCUCGCAGGCGUUGCAGGAACGUCGUAGCCUGAGGGCCGGCAAAUAGGUCGUCAUGGCAACGCGGCGUCGGCGCCGCCGCCGCCGCUGAACUCAAUAUCCGCGUGCGCGCUUUCGUUCUCUCACUAUGUGUGUGUAUACUGGAACCCCUCAAGCCUUUUUGUACCAUGCCCCAGGCUGUCAUCUCGGGUGAACGCUGCUGAUUAUAUUCCAUUUCUGGUUAUGAC